CCUCUUCCGGGCGGUGUCAGAGUCAGAGAGGAGAUUUCACCAUAUUUAGCUGAAGCUCCGCAGAGAGACUUCAUCUGUCAGCCGGACACUCUGUUACACUGUAACACGGAGGACACACCGAGGCGGUGGACAGCACCGGGAGACAGACUACAGCAGAAGAGGAGGAGGUUGAUGUGAUGAUGGAGCUGAUGACAUCCUGACAGCUCCUCAGCCGGCUACAGGAGCUAACUGGCUAACUAGCAGGUUUCUACUGAACAGAGUCUCCUUCAGACACCGGGACAGGGAAGUCCUGUUGGACACGUUGACCUGGUAACCGGUGGUGAGGAGGGGGGACACCGAAGACCCCCAGGACCGGAGAGACAACCUACUGAAGGGGCCCUGUUGACAGGUCAGCAGGGAGAGGACAGCUAGCAGAGACCAACAGGACACUCAGAGGAGGUCCACUGCCCGGAGGAGACACCGGGUUGACCGGAGGAGACACCGGGUUGACCGGAGGAGACACCGGGUUGACCGGAGGAGACACCGGGUUGACCGGAGGGAGAGUCCCAGAGGUUUGACUACAGUGAUCCGGGACAGUGAUCCGGACAGAGACCUCAUGAAUGGAAAUCGGAACUACAGAUGCCGUUGGGGCCCAGUCCCUGUUCGCCAUGCCUCGGCGGCCUGGCUUUGGCACCAUGGGGAAGCCCAUCAAGCUGCUGGCCAACUGCUUCCAGGUGGAGAUCCCCAAGAUGGAUGUCUACCUCUACGAGGUGGACAUCAAGCCUGACAAGUGCCCCCGGAGAGUCAACAGGGAGGUGGUUGACUCAAUGGUGCAGCACUUUAAGGUGACAAUCUUUGGGGAUCGCAGGCCAGUCUACGAUGGAAAGAGGAGCCUGUAUACUGCCAACCCACUGCCUGUGGCACCUGCAGGGGUGGACCUGGAUGUCACUCUACCAGGUGAGGGAGGUAAAGAUCGCCCCUUCAAAGUUUCCAUCAAGUUUGUGUCUCUGGUCAGCUGGCACAUGCUCCACGAGGUGCUGACCGGCCGCAGCAUGCCUGAGCCCCUGGAGCUGGACAAGCCCAUCAGCACCAACCCCGUGCACGCAGUGGAUGUGGUGCUGCGACACCUGCCCUCCAUGAAGUACACUCCGGUGGGUCGAUCCUUCUUCUCCGCUCCAGAGGGCUAUGACCAUCCCCUGGGAGGCGGGAGGGAGGUUUGGUUCGGUUUCCAUCAAUCUGUGCGCCCUGCCAUGUGGAAGAUGAUGCUUAACAUUGAUGUGUCUGCCACCGCCUUCUACAAGGCUCAGCCAGUCAUCCAGUUCAUGUGUGAAGUGCUGGACAUCCACAACAUAGACGAGCAGCCUCGCCCUCUCACCGACUCGCACCGGGUCAAAUUCACCAAAGAAAUCAAAGGUUUGAAGGUGGAGGUGACGCACUGUGGAACCAUGCGGAGGAAGUACCGCGUCUGCAACGUGACCCGUCGGCCUGCCAGCCAUCAAACGUUCCCUCUACAGUUGGAAAACGGUCAGACUGUAGAGCGCACUGUAGCCCAGUACUUCAGGGAGAAGUACAACCUGCAGCUUAAGUACCCUCAUUUGCCCUGUCUACAAGUGGGCCAGGAGCAAAAGCACACCUACCUGCCCCUGGAGGUGUGUAACAUUGUAGCAGGUCAACGGUGCAUCAAGAAGCUGACAGAUAAUCAGACCUCCACUAUGAUCAAAGCCACGGCUCGCUCUGCGCCCGACAGACAGGAGGAGAUCAGCAGGCUGGUGCGCAGUGCCAACUACGAGGCGGACCCCUUUGUGCAGGAAUUCCAGUUCAAGGUGCGCGACGAGAUGGCCCACGUGACGGGGCGAGUGCUACGCCCCAUGCUGCAGUACGGCGGCAGGAACCGCACCGUAGCCACGCCCAGCCACGGGGUGUGGGACAUGAGGGGGAAGCAGUUCCACACCGGGGUGGAGAUCAAGAUGUGGGCCAUCGCCUGCUUCGCCACACAGAGGCAGUGUCGGGAAGAAAUACUCAAGGGUUUCACAGACCAGCUACGGAAGAUCUCCAAGGAUGCCGGGAUGCCCAUCCAGGGCCAGCCAUGUUUCUGUAAAUACGCCCAGGGAGCGGACAGCGUGGAGCCCAUGUUCAGGCACCUGAAGAACACCUACGCCGGACUGCAGCUCAUCAUCGUCAUCCUGCCGGGAAAAACUCCAGUCUAUGCGGAGGUAAAGCGCGUGGGGGACACCCUCCUGGGCAUGGCCACGCAGUGCGUCCAGGUGAAGAACGUGGUGAAGACGUCGCCUCAGACCCUCUCCAACCUCUGCCUCAAGAUCAAUGUGAAGCUGGGAGGCAUCAACAACAUCCUGGUGCCUCACCAACGACCAUCAGUGUUUCAGCAGCCGGUUAUCUUCUUGGGAGCAGAUGUUACACAUCCACCUGCUGGAGACGGGAAGAAGCCUUCAAUUGCAGCAGUGGUAGGCAGUAUGGAUGCCCACCCCAGCAGGUACUGUGCCACUGUGCGUGUCCAGAGGCCCAGGCAGGAGGUCAUCCAGGACCUGGCCUCCAUGGUGCGGGAACUGCUCAUCCAGUUCUACAAGUCAACCCGCUACAAGCCCACCAGGAUCAUUUUCUACAGGGAUGGGGUUUCAGAAGGCCAGUUCAGACAGGUGCUGUAUUAUGAGCUGCUGGCCAUCCGUGAGGCCUGUAUCUGCCUGGAGAAGGAGUACCAGCCAGGCAUCACCUACAUUGUUGUGCAAAAACGCCACCAUACACGCCUCUUCUGUGCCGACCGCAACGAGAGAGUUGGACGCAGUGGAAACAUUCCUGCUGGUACUACCGUGGAUACGGACAUCACGCAUCCGUACGAGUUUGACUUUUACCUCUGCAGUCACGCUGGAAUACAGGGCACCAGUAGACCCUCCCACUACCAUGUGCUGUGGGACGACAAUUGUUUCACCGCCGACGAGUUCCAGCUGCUCACCUACCAGUUGUGCCACACCUACGUGCGCUGUACCCGCUCAGUCUCCAUCCCUGCGCCAGCCUACUACGCCCACCUGGUGGCCUUCCGUGCCCGCUACCAUCUGGUGGACAAAGAACAUGACAGCGCUGAGGGCAGCCAUGUGUCUGGUCAGAGUAACGGUCGGGACCCCCAGGCGCUGGCCAAAGCUGUUCAGAUCCACCACGACACUCUGAGGACCAUGUACUUCGCCUGAGCUACACCAAGCCUUCCCAACCAUUGCCACCCUUUACACCCACACACACACACACACACACACACACACACACACACACACACACACACACACUCACUGUUUGAUUCCUAGAGAUGGCCAAUGCAAACUGGUGUUUCAUGUAUUUAGACAUUAAAGCCUAGAUAGAAAUAGAAUAUAUGCCAAGUAUAUGGUUGUGGUUGAGCUUUUUUCGCUUCCUAGUGCAUUUAGUGUCUUGGACCAAUGGUGUUGUUGGUACAGUGGAAUGUGCGUUUGGGUGGGUGGGUGGUCGGGGGGGGUUAUAGCUGACACUAGCGUGGUGUGACGCAGCUCAGCCCACGAAUGACAAACAUUAUAGCACAGCACUUUAGAGACUGCCACUCUCACUCAGACACAUAGCCAAGAGGUUUCAAUCUCCUUCCUCCCACGACGAGGAGGAGGAGGAGGAGGAAGGAGAGGAUCCGAACCUCGGUGCAAACGAGGAGUCGAAGGGAUGUGUGUUCUCAAACAAAGCAGUCGGUCAUUAAAAGUGUGCCUCGCGCUCUCGUGACUUUGUUGGUGGCUCGGUGGAGUCGGCCUGAUCUCAGGUGGUGAUUCCUCCCUCCCGUCUGGAGUUACCACUCGACACUUUGUUAAAACUAGGGCUGGGUGUCACCGCCCACAUUCAACAUUUUGAAGCAUCUCAAACUUAAAAAGAGGUUUUUACAAUUCUUGCACUGAGACAUUUUCUUCUUGAGGGUCAUUUUUACUAAGAAAAGCAACAUAAGUGGAAUAGAAAACGUCUUGAACAAGCACCAAUGACUGAAAACAAUUUAGUCUUGUCGCGUAGUGAAGUACGCUCUCAUCCGAGUGUAGAGAUGAAAUGAACAGAACCAGUGUCAGUAUUUUGUCCCGAUGCCCAGCCCUAGUAGCAACCCGUGGCGUUCUUUCAUCUUAGUGCAAAGCCCUGCCAUGUGUCUCGUCCCCCGAUGGAGGGAAUGUGUGCCCAGCAGUAGUCCCUGUCUUGAGCCGGUAGGGUGUCGACUGGUCUGUAGUUCUGUGGGUACCUUUUCAGUCCAGGGGAGUGAAAUCUUUCUAUUACAAGAGAUCUAAAAAACAAACAGAAAACACUGCACCUCACUUCCCUUGGUAUGCUGCAUAUGUUAUACUACAUGAAAGAAAAACUGCAAAUUGCUUUUAUUAUGACAUAUAAUGCUUGAGUAAUGCCUGAUUGCGAUAUUCUUAUAACUAUUUUAGAGUAAGUAUAACUGUAAAAAAAAAUAUUCUCUGUUUUGUCUUAACACUUAUCCGAUUUUAAGAAAUUGUUCUUGAGCCGACUUUUAUUUUGUUGUCCUAUUUAAAUGUGUUUAAAAUUUAUAUAUGAAAUAUAUAUAUGCGGAAUA
Molecule: messenger RNA, 4558 nt
Organism: Sebastes umbrosus (honeycomb rockfish)
Lineage: Eukaryota; Metazoa; Chordata; Actinopteri; Perciformes; Sebastidae
Gene: ago3a
Product: protein argonaute-3
Biological process (GO): regulation of stem cell proliferation; regulatory ncRNA-mediated gene silencing
Molecular function (GO): protein binding; RNA binding
Source: RefSeq, a predicted model, not a curated record